Coffea arabica (coffee) is the source of this 1711-nucleotide messenger RNA. RefSeq lists its product as uncharacterized. Gene Ontology annotation, molecular function: protein binding. Lineage: Eukaryota; Viridiplantae; Streptophyta; Magnoliopsida; Gentianales; Rubiaceae. Gene Ontology annotation, biological process: regulation of DNA-templated transcription. The record is from RefSeq and is a predicted model, not a curated record. Gene Ontology annotation, cellular component: nucleus.
CUGAGUCUCUCGGCCUCUUCCCCCCAGGCAAAAAAACAAAAGGUCGACUCUAGUCUUCCCCGCAAACGUUGCACUUUUUCUCAACCCUUUUUUUUUUUCCGGCCCUUCUUCUAAUCUAAAUAUAUUAAUACGUGAUCCUCUGUGUUGCCGUAACUCGAGCGUUGGACUCAGCCCAAGUUCAGAACACUAAUAUAACACUAAUAGAGAGUACAGAUCGAUCGAAAUGGUUUUAAACUCGAGAAAGGAGAAGGUGAGAGCCAGCAGUACGAGGAUGCGUAACCAAGACACCCCUUGUGGCGUUGGUGGUGGUGGAACCGGAGGCAGAACUCGUACUACUACUACUACCACUGCUAGAACUAAGACCGCUUCAUCAUCUUCCAUAAUCAAGAAAAUAACCAGGAAAUCUCGUAGAAAAACCCGGAGGAAGACUAGAAAGCCCAAGUAUCUUAGCCUCCGCCUUCAGUUUUCCUGUGAUGAGAAAGCCCAAGAUCAAUCUAGCGACACGCCCGCCGGCGGUCACCCGCAGCUCAACUUGUUCCCGCUUCACCCUGAGAAUUUAGUGGAAGACAAGGAUGCCCACGACGAGAACGUGGCCUGCUGCUGCCGCAGACGGGGGAGCGACCACCCUCACCGGCCUCCUUGGAGCCGCUGCCACGCCUUCAUCGUCCGGAGAGGAUAGUAAGAACCGCAGCAGCACUUGUACUACAACUACAAAUGCUUCGCUGUCGCCGUCGUCGGCCUCGCUAACGUACGCCUACGGAGGGAGACAAGAUAGUGAGGAGGUGGCCCUGGUACGGACGGCUAUGAGGAGGAAUAAAGAGAGGGAGCCGAGUGAAGAGAGGUGGGUCCGAUACUCGGAGGUAGUUGAGCGGCGAGAUGAUCAGGAAGUGAGUAGCUGCUCUGCCGCCAUAGCCGGCGCUGAUCUGGGGUGUUGGAGAAAUCGAGGCUUGUCGUUGAAGCUGAAUUAUCAAGAGAUCUUGAAUGCAUGGUCCGAUAAAGCUCCGCUUUACGUACAUGCAGCACAGGAUUCCCCGCAAACGGUCCCUGAUAUCCAUGAUCAUGAUCGUUUCCUCCCUCCUCAACUUUCCAAUGGUAGCAGCGAUGGACAGGGAAGUUGUGGAGGUUGUGUAUGGAGAGUCCCGGAGAUGAUGAUGACGAAAAAGACAAAUGAGCAAGGCCUUGCGUCAGUCAGAGUGAAGGCGGAGGAACAGCAGGAGCAGGUAGAGGUGGUGGGCGGGAAGGAGUUGAAGGUGGGCCAAAGAGAAGCGAGCGUCCGGAGGUACAAGGAGAAGAGACAGAACAGGCUCUUCUCCAAGCAAAUUAGAUAUCAAGUCAGAAAGCUUAAUGCUGAGAAACGCCCUCGUCUCAAGGGUCGAUUUGUGAAGAGGACUUGAAGAUACGUUUGUUCUCCUAGUCUACAUCAUCGGUUUCUUCUCUGUUUUUUUUUUUUUUUUUGGGUCGGGGGUGAGCAUAAUUUCCAGCUUUUACAACGUAAAAAGUCCUAAUAAAAGGCAGGUAUUAUUGCGACUGAGAAAGAAGAAAAAAGAAGAAGAAAUCAUCAAAGUAAACACUGUCUUCUUCCUGUGCACGAUAACAACUCCGGUGAAUGCCAAGAAGAAGAUUUACUGUAGACUGAAUUGCUGUAGACAUCCUUUUCUAAGAGCAGCUUUCAAGUUGCGUAUGAUAUUGCAUCUUCUUUUUCUUCUACUAA